UUGUUCCUAGCAACAGCAGGGUUUUUGUCCAUUUGAAAGAGAAAUACGUUGCUAGACCAGAAUACGGCGAGGCUUGCUGAUGUUUCGGUUUUUUCUUCCAGCUAAUUAUUUUUCGUUUUUUUAAGAUAUUGACUUUUCGACAACGGAACGCUUUCGUCGCAUUACACGGAAGCGGCGGGAACGGAAACACAACAAAAGUGGAGCGUGUUGCCGUAGCUGGAUAAUCUCGUCCAUUACGACAGAGGACCGCACGCGAAAAAAACAUGUUCAAAAACACAUUCCAAAGUGGAUUUCUUUCUCUAUUGUAUAGCAUCGGUAGCAAACCUCUUCAGAUAUGGGAUAAAAAGGUAAGGAACGGUCAUAUCAAGCGAAUUACCGAUAAUGACAUUCAUUCACUGGUGUUGGAGGUCGAAGGGACAAACGUCAGUACUACCUAUAUAACCUGCCCAGCUGACCCAAAGAAGACGCUGGGCAUCAAGUUGCCUUUUCUUGUGAUGAUCAUCAAAAACUUAAAAAAGUAUUUCACCUUCGAAGUCCAGGUGUUAGAUGAUAAAAAUGUUCGACGGCGGUUUCGGGCGAGUAACUAUCAGAGCACGACGCGAGUGAAGCCGUUCAUCUGCACCAUGCCGAUGAGACUUGACGAUGGCUGGAACCAGAUCCAGUUCAACCUGUCAGACUUCACCAGGAGAGCCUAUGGAACCAAUUAUAUUGAGACGUUGCGUGUGCAGAUCCAUGCCAACUGUCGUAUUAGGAGGGUGUAUUUCUCAGACAGGCUCUACUCCGAGGAUGAGCUCCCAGCAGAGUUUAAACUCUAUGUCCCUGUGCAGAGCCAGAAGGCCAAGCAAUAGAGGUCCUCAACGAACAUGCACCAUUUCCCCAAACCUGAGGCAUUUUUGAGCUGUAUAAUUUAGUGUGGGUGUGUGUGUAGUGAUAUGAUUAUUGUCGAUUGUGCUGUUUCUAUGAUAAGUGUUUUUUUUCAUAUUUGUGAAUAAAGGACAGAUUAAGUAUUCUGCCCGUAGUCUUUUUGUUUAGCACAUUGGACCUUUACAGUAACACGUUUGAGAGGGUUCAGUGUGCAAAGUUUAAGGGGAAUGAAUUCUAAUGGGAGAGGCUCACUAGUGUUUGUUGUAGGCUUUCCACGAUCAGGAUUUUGGGGGCCGAUCACUGAUCAGUGAGUUUAAAAAAACGAUCACCGAUCCAAUCACAAGAUGGAGGAAUGUCUAUUGAAAUGACCUGUUCAUUUACUGUAUGUACUUGUGUACUUAAUUUCUCCAAAAAAGUAUAUUUACAAUCAAUAAUGUAUCUUUGUUCCUCUAUUUAUGCCAGUGAGGCAUAGUGACAGACAGAAGAAAUGAAUGGUCUUCUAUUAGAUGGCAGGAAGGAAAUACAGUAAUUAAUAUAUCCACUUUUUGUGACAUUUUUGUUUGUUGGUGUGGCGUGAGAUUUUUCAAUUGUAAAAUAUGUGCCUUGGCUCCAUAAAGGUUGGAAAUCACGGCGCUAGUCAGGUCAUGUAUUCAAAUCAGUCAGGUCAAACCAACAUUACAUGAGAGAAAUAAUGGGUACUAACUUCCUGUAAUUAAAUUACUUAAUUAAUAAAUUUUAAUUAAAUGACUUCAUCUGCGAUUGCUUGGCAACCAGUUCAGGGGUGUACCCCGCCUCCUGCCCGAUGAUAGCUGGGAUAGGCUCCAGCACGCCCCCGGCCCGAGUGAGGAGAAGCGGCUCAGAAAAUGGAUGGAUGGAUAAAUGACUUCACUCCACACCGAAACUUUAGAGCAUGAUUCAACAGAACGGCGGCAUGUUUACGUCCAACCCUUCGUGCUACCACUCGCUUGCUAGGCUCCAUAACUUUUUGUUGCCUGCUCGCGAGCCGUAUCGUAUCAAAAGAACGUGAACAUACCUCACGCAAACGAACGUUUUUCGCCAUUUUGUCCUUAUAAUACCGUCGGCGCGCUGCACUCUUGUUGUCGUCGCCACGGUAACGAGCAUAUCAGGUCGCAUUUGAGUUGACAAGAUGAAGCCCAACGAUCGUCCGACGUCUUGUCUGUUCCACACCACCGACGUUUUUAUUUAUUUUUUUAUUUUUAAUAACUUCAUUGGCCGUCAGAUAUUUACAGUACUGUGUCAAAAGACACGAGACAAGGCUCAAUAUAAACUAGCCUUUCGGCGAAUUAUGACGUUCAAGCCGAUCAGCAUAAAAUGCUAAAUAUCGUCCGAUACCGAUCAGCCGAUAAAAUCGGUGUAAAGUCUAGUUUGUUGAUGGUACACGGGAACUGCUUUCAGAAGUAGAGAGGGCUACAUCCUUUGCUCACAUUCAGCCAAAUAAAACAAAACAUACUAAAACCGAUUUUUUUAAAAUGUUCAAAGUCGCCGCGGACUGUCGCUAGCCUCACAUAUUUAGAUUCACCAACCAUACCUGAUAUGUCUGUUUUGUACAUUGUCAUUUUGGUUGUGGUUUUUACUGCAUUUCAACAUCCAUCCAUCCAUUUUCUACCGCUUAUCCGAAGUCGGCUCGCGGGGGCAGUAGCUUUACCAGGGACGCCCAGACUUCCCUCUCCCCAGCCACUUCAUCCAUCUCUUCCGGGGGGG
Phycodurus eques (leafy seadragon) is the source of this 2586-nucleotide messenger RNA. RefSeq names its product cilia and flagella associated protein 20 (gene cfap20). Gene Ontology annotation, biological process: regulation of cilium beat frequency involved in ciliary motility; positive regulation of cell motility; cilium assembly. Bases 264 to 848 code for a protein of 194 amino acids. The transcript is spliced from 6 exons. NCBI's taxonomy places the organism in Eukaryota, Metazoa, Chordata, Actinopteri, Syngnathiformes, Syngnathidae. The record is from RefSeq and is a predicted model, not a curated record. Gene Ontology annotation, cellular component: ciliary basal body; motile cilium.